GUGGCUCCCAACGGGCCACAGUCCCUCCACCGCCGGAAAAUUCCAGCAACCAAUCCGCCCCGAACCCUACCCUCUGCCCGGACUCGAGCGGCCGACGAUAUCGUCCUCCCCUUCUGGCAACAGAAUUGGUUCCUUCUACUCCUCUUUCUGAUGGCGCUUUCCUUAUUCGGCCUCGCCAUCUUUCUCUACUUCAGUUUACAGCUCGAAGAGGGAGCCCCUAUUCCUACGUCUGCGGUCGCUUCCGAGGGCGUGGCGAUAUCAUAUGGAACGGUUCUUAAGCUUAUGCACGAGAGGACCAAAUUUCGGCUGCACUCUCAUGAGGUUCCAUACGGGUCAGGGAGCGGACAACAGUCUGUCACCGGAUUUCCCAACGUUGACGAUUCUAACAGUUAUUGGAUUGUGAGGCCUAUACCAGACUCGUCUUCCAAGCAAGGUGACGCAAUACCACAUGGAACUAUUAUUCGUUUGCAACAUAUGAGGACUCAAAAGUGGUUGCACAGCCACUUGCAUGCAUCCCCUAUUUCUGGAAAUUUGGAGGUGAGCUGUUUUGGGGGAGAUGGUCAGUCAGAUACCGGAGAUUACUGGCGGCUUGAGAUUGAAGGGAAUGGAAAUAUCUGGAAACAAGAUCAAAGAAUAAGACUAAAACAUGUUGAUACUCUUGGCUACCUACACAGCCAUGAUAAGAAAUAUACCAGAAUUGCUGGAGGGCAGCAAGAGGUUUGUGGGAUUAGAGAGAAGAAACCUGACAACAUUUGGUUAGCGGCAGAAGGAGUCUAUCUUCCAGUUCAAGGAAGUUGAAUAGCGGCUUAUAUUUUCAAAGCUUCCGAGCUUUAGUUGAGAGGUUCUAUCAUUUCAUGACAUAGUGGUAGGUCUUGCUAUUUUAUUGUUCUCUUCUGUACUAUCAAAUUCUGCAAUAUAUUUUGGGCAGCAGAUUGACUAUAUGUGCAACUGGCCAUCCAUUCUACCAACUAUAUUUUUUAGAGGAUUUGCCUUGUGAGGGUUAUCCAAAGUGGUGCAAAGGGGAAAAAGCCCACAAUAAUCCUCUAAAUUACUAUCUACAUCGACCAAAAAAGCAUAUGAAAGUUCAUUUAUGAACUGAUCCAAACAAGCUUUUUGAUUGGCUCCUCUA
Messenger RNA from Dendrobium catenatum, 1129 nucleotides. RefSeq names its product stromal cell-derived factor 2-like protein. The transcript is spliced from 6 exons. Lineage: Eukaryota; Viridiplantae; Streptophyta; Magnoliopsida; Asparagales; Orchidaceae. Bases 151 to 798 code for a protein of 215 amino acids. The record is from RefSeq and is a predicted model, not a curated record.